Messenger RNA from Cyphellophora europaea CBS 101466, 666 nucleotides. RefSeq lists its product as uncharacterized. Gene Ontology annotation, biological process: xylan catabolic process. Lineage: Eukaryota; Fungi; Ascomycota; Eurotiomycetes; Chaetothyriales; Cyphellophoraceae. The coding region runs from base 1 to 666 and encodes 221 amino acids. Gene Ontology annotation, molecular function: hydrolase activity, hydrolyzing O-glycosyl compounds. The record is from RefSeq and is a predicted model, not a curated record. The transcript has 2 exons.
AUGCACUUCACAGCAGCCCUCUCUGCUGCCUUAUUGGCCAUCAGCGGCGCAAUAGCCAGCCCUGUUGCCGAGUUAGCUGUCCGGCAGGGAGGCACACCUAGCUCCACCGGUACCCAUAAUGGCUUCUACUACUCAUUCUGGACCGACGGUCAAGCUGCGGUGACCUACACCAACGGCGAUGGCGGUUCGUACAGCGUCGAAUGGUCUGGAAACCAGGGCAACUGGGUUGGUGGAAAGGGUUGGAGCACUGGAGGCCCUCGCAAUAUCGAAUACUCUGGCGAAUACAACCCAAAUGGCAACAGCUACCUCGCCAUCUACGGCUGGACUCGCAGCCCUCUGAUUGAGUACUACAUCGUUGAGUCCUUUGGCACCUAUGACCCAUCCAGCGGCGGCGAGUUCAAGGGUACUGUGGAGUCUGACGGUGGCACCUACAACAUUUACACCAGUACUCGCGUCAAUGCUCCAUCUAUCGAUGGAACUCAGACAUUCACCCAGUACUGGUCUGUGCGCACUCAGCACCGCGUGGGUGGAACCGUCACUAGUAGCAACCACUUUGAUGCCUGGGCCUCGCAUGGUAUGCCUAUGGGUAACCACGACUACAUGAUUGUCGCGACCGAGGGUUACCAGAGCAGCGGUUCUGCGAGUAUCACUGUUGCCGGACCAUGA